Frieseomelitta varia is the source of this 2040-nucleotide messenger RNA. Its product is annotated as mitochondrial basic amino acids transporter-like. Gene Ontology annotation, cellular component: mitochondrion. Gene Ontology annotation, biological process: mitochondrial L-ornithine transmembrane transport. The record is from RefSeq and is a predicted model, not a curated record. Bases 729 to 1895 code for a protein of 388 amino acids. Gene Ontology annotation, molecular function: high-affinity L-arginine transmembrane transporter activity. Lineage: Eukaryota; Metazoa; Arthropoda; Insecta; Hymenoptera; Apidae. The transcript is spliced from 4 exons.
CCGAAGCAAGUAGGUGAUUGCUCUUAAAAACAUCCGCCGCUGAUAACAUCGUCCGUUUCCUAAUAGAAAAAAAAAAAGAAAAAAAGAAUUAAUAAUGAAAUCGUGGCCGAGUAAUCGUUUAUCAAACAUGAACGCCCGACGAGCGCCUAAAUAAUUUAAUUGGACGUCAGAAAAACGGCUUAUUAUCAGCGAUUGACCCCCGACGAAAAGUCGCGUGGGGAUGCGUGAAUGUCACUGACAUUGGUGCCGUAAUACAUUCAAGAUGCUGAUACAUUGCUACGGCAAUGAAGCUGAUGAUAAUUCGUGUACGAUGUUUGCUCGAAGAGAGCCAGUGUGAAAUUGUAUUUGGUCACAUGAGCAUGGAAGAUACUCUCUUGUUUCCUCUCUCUAUGUAAGUCAAGUCCAAAGAUCUACAUUAUCUAGUUAGAGGAAGCAAACUUUUGAGAAGAUCGAGUGAAAUUAGAGAAUCGAAAGAGGAUCAAAACGUUAGUUUGGUUUCCUAGAGAUGUAGCGAUGCCUCACUACUCGGCACGAGUACGACAGGGCUGCGAUCGAUCUUACAUGGAUUCCAUUUCUCCUGUUGCGAAAGCGAAUCGAUCUGCGACUUGCACAUACGUCCACGCAUCCUUGACAAACGUGACAGAGAGGUUCUACGAAAAUAAUAACGUGCAGAAUUCACGGUCACCGUACGGGUGGAAAAAACGGGUGGGAAUAAGCGACAGACGAAGAUGGCCCUCGACUUUUUCGCCGGAUGUGUCGGAGGAUUUGCCGGUGUUAUGGUGGGAUAUCCUCUGGACACCAUCAAAGUCCACAUGCAAACGCAAGAUUACCGCAAGCCAAAGUACAGGGGCAACUGGGAUUGCUUUCGGACGAUACUCGCAAAAGAAUCGGUAGCAGGCCUUUACCGGGGCAUAUCGUCGCCGUUGGCUGGCGUGACGUUGGUGAACGCCGUGAUAUUCGGCGUGUACGGCGAGACCCGUAGGCACAUACCGGAUCCCAACUCGUUGUCCUCGUGCUUCGUCUCCGGCGCGUUGGCGGGUCUCGCUCAAAGUCCAAUCUGCAGCCCGAUCGAACUGGCGAAAACGCGGAUGCAACUACGAGCAUCCAGCAACAGGGCGCAAUUCUCCGGGCCGAUGGACUGUCUCAGAUACACGUACGAACACGAAGGGUACCGCGGCGUGUUCAGAGGUUUGAACGUCACGUUACUCCGGGAAGUACCAAGCUUCGGUACCUACUUCCUCACGUACGAGAUUUUAACCAGAACGCCCGACAACGCUCCCGUCUCGACGCCGUACAUGCUGCUGGCCGGUGGGCUAGCCGGUACCGCUUCCUGGACCGUGUCAUACCCGCUGGACCUGGUCAAGUCCCGAAUUCAAGCGGACGGGCAUCGUUACGCCGGGCUGGUCGACUGUUUUAGGCAAACGGUGACGAAGGAAGGAUACUCGUGCUUGUACAGAGGUCUCAGCUCGACCGUCAUCAGGGCCUUUCCAACCAACGCCGUCACCCUCACCGUGGUCACCUGGACCUUCAGAUUAUUCGGACAGGACAACGAUUCCGUCGCGACGACCAAUCAUUCUCAACGGGAGAUACUUGUGAAAACGAUGGAGCCCGUCGGUGUAUUUUGGGGUACGCGCGAGCCUUUCUUGGAGAAUUGGAACAACUUCUUGACCGGCAUGCCUGGAAGAAUGGCGAUUCAUGGGUUGCCGUGUUCCACGCUGUCGCUGACGUCGAUCGACGAGUUGAAGCUCGAGGAGGAGAUGAAGCACGGAAGAGAGGAGGGUGAGAAGAGAAGGAUGUCCAGGGAGGAUGUCGAGAAUUUGGAGGAACUCUGUGAAAAGAAAGUGGAGAGGACUGUUGUUAAAACAGUGAACACGGUUUCGAUGGCUCUCGCUUGAGGAAAUCUCCGGUAGCAGCCUCGCGAGCAGAACUGUAAUGAAAGUUACGUUUGUUAUCAGAGAGACUGUCACAGCGUUUCUUAUAUUUUACGAAAGUUUCUUUUGUAGAACUGUAUAUAAAAAUAGAUUUUAUGGUAUCGUAUUA